AUUUUGCCACUGAACGAGCUGUUGCGAUUGAUGCAGUUUUACAUGCUAUUAAAAUUUGUCAAAAAGUUCUUAACAACCUUCUAACAAAUGAUACUGUUAUUAAAAAAGAUAAAUCACCUACAACAAAAGAGAACUCGAAAAAAUUACAAGGGGAUAGUGAAGAAAAAAUAGAAUUGAGAGAUAAAAUUUUAACAUUGGCUAACUCCGUGUUAGAUACUUCUUUGAAUGAAAAAGAAGGAACUUACACUGGUGGCCCACAUGGAAGAAUGUGGACUAUUGAUCCGGUAGAUGGAACCAGGGGUUUUAUUCGCGGAGGUUAUUAUGCAGUGGGAAUAUCAUUGAUUAUCGAUGGUGAUGUUCAUCUCAGUGUUAUAGGAUGCCCAAAUUUUCCGGUAGAUUUUAAAGCGCCAGAAAGUGAAAAAGGAUGCAUAUUUAUUGCUGUUAAGGGACAAGGUGCUUUUCAGCGCAAGUUCUCCUCAAUUAAAGAAACGCAAAUCCAUGUGAUUGACAUUAUACAUCCAUCAGAAGCUUUAUUUUGUGAAUCCUUUGAGGCUGAACAUUCCUCACAUGAAGAUAGUGCAAGCAUUGCAUCAUUGCUUAAGAUUACAAAGCCUCCUCUUCGCAUGGAUAGUAUGUGUAAAUAUUGCGCUGUUGCUAGGGGUGACGCUGAUAUUUAUCUGAGACUGCCUCCCGCUAAUUUUGAGAUGCCAAUUUGGGUAUAUAUAAUUAGAAGCAGGGGUACAGUUUCAGAUAUGGAUAAUAAAUCUUUGGAUUUCACUUUAAGUAGAAAAUUGAAAGCUAACAGGGGUAUUGUGGUUGCGAGUUCUAAACUACAUGAACAAAUAGUUUGCGCAAAGCAGCACAAGAAGGAAUGA
Dentiscutata erythropus is the source of this 875-nucleotide messenger RNA. The record is from the annotation of a GenBank genome assembly. Lineage: Eukaryota; Fungi; Glomeromycota; Glomeromycetes; Diversisporales; Gigasporaceae.